Molecule: messenger RNA, 3783 nt
Organism: Purpureocillium lilacinum
Lineage: Eukaryota; Fungi; Ascomycota; Sordariomycetes; Hypocreales; Ophiocordycipitaceae
Product: intracellular distribution of mitochondria
Biological process (GO): intracellular distribution of mitochondria
Cellular component (GO): cytoplasm
Molecular function (GO): protein binding; mRNA binding
Source: RefSeq, a predicted model, not a curated record
AUGGCUGCCGAAGCACAGUCGCAGACGCCGGUGCCCGCUGCUGCAACCCCAGACGAGGCCUCCAAUGGGCCCAAUGAUGCUGUCGCAGCUCCGGCGGAGGCUGAGGCGGAGGCCGACGCCGACGCUGGCGCCGACUCGUUAAUAAACCUCACUAUUGUCCUGCCGGACUCUGAGGCACAAAAAAUGCAGAUCAUGGUGUCUACCCAAGAACAGGUCCACGAGGUCCGCCAGUCCAUCAUCGACAUGCCGUCGGCUUUUCGCUACACGUGCUUUCACCUCGAGCAUAACGGCCAAAAGGUCAACGACUUCAUCCCCCUUGCGGAAAUUCCCGAUCUCGAGCCGGAGCCCGUGUUCCACCUCGUCCAGGACCCGUAUACCGAGAAGGAGGCUCGCAUUCACCUCGUUCGCAUCCGAGAGUUGAUAGGGGCCGCUGGCGACAGGGCAGAUAUCUCGCAGGGCGUGCUGCCUGGCCUGUCGCUCUUCGAGGGGCUGUCCUUGAACUCUCAGGCGGCGACCACUGGCAACGACGCCGACCAGCUGCCCGUCAAGGACUAUGACUUCCAGGCCAUUCCGCCACUCACCACUCUCAUUCCAGAGCCCGUCAGCCCUCCUUCGAAGACUGUCAAGGGCAUCGCGCUUUCCUCUUGGAACCCCCCGCCUUGUCAUCUCAAGCAGCGCGGCCAUUUGCUCUACCUGACGGUCACGACGAACGAAGGAGAGCAGUUUCAGGUGACAGCGCAUGUGUCAGGGUUCUACGUCAACAAGUCGUCCAACGCAAAGUUCGACCCUUUCCCGAGGCCCGCUCCCAAGGGCCAGUCGGCUCACUCACUCCUGGAGCUCAUUGGCCUCCUGUCGCCUUCUUUCAACGAAACAUUCCUCCAGCUGCAGGAGUACAACAACCAGCGAGAUCCUCUGGCUACUUUCCAGAUCACAAAUGCCAUUCCUGCUGCGCCUUGGGCUGUCCCUUCUCCCAGCUCCGCCCUCUGCGCCCAUGUUCCCGACGCCACACGCCCCCAGGAGACAUACCUCCUCUCUGGAGCCGAGAACGUCGAGACUCUGCGUGACUGGAACGAGGAGUUCCAGUCCGCCAAGGAGCUCCCGAAGGAUACCGUGCAGGACCGCGUCUUCCGUGAGCGCCUGGUGUCGAAACUUUUUGCUGACUACAAUGACGCUGCCACUAAGGGUGCCGUCAUGGUCGCCCGCGGCGAGAUUGCGCCCCUGAACCCUACGGAAUGCCGGGAUGCACAGAUUUUCGUGUACAACAACAUCUUCUUCUCGUUUGGUGCCGAUGGCGUGGGUACCUUCACAUCCGAGGGCGGCGACGAGGCCGCCCGUGUUGCUACUGGCAAGGAUGUCGCUGGUGUCAGGUUGGUCAACCAGCUCGACAUUGACGGCCUGUUCACGCCUGCUACGGUGGUCGUCGACUACCUGGGAAAGCGCAUUGUUGGUCAGAGCAUUGUUCCGGGCAUCUUCAAGCAGCGGGAGCCGGGCGAGAACCAGAUCGACUACGGCGCUGUUGAUGGUAAAGAAGUCGUUGCUGCCGAUGACAGAUUCACGGUCAGCUUUGCGCAGCUCUCCAAGGCGCUCAAGGUCAAGAACCAUCCUGUCUGGGACAAGGAUGGCAAGAGAUUUGACCUGGAGGCCAGCGUCGAGACCAAAGGCCUUAUGGGAACCGAUGGUCGCAAGUAUGUCCUCGACCUGUACAGAAUCACUCCCUUCGAUAUAACCUGGCUGGACGAGACGAAGUCGGAGACCAGCGACCCGGCAAUCAAAGAGUACCCCCACCGGAUGACCGUGCUUCGCCCAGAGCUGGUGGAGUCGUUCGCUCGAUUCAGGAUGAAGCAGUGGGUGGACAAGGAGCUGGCACGCCGCGGACAGGCCAAGCAGGAGCAGUCCGCCGAGAAGUCCGCCGAGACGACCACAGAGGAGAAGAGUGCCGACAACGAGGCCGAGAGCUCCGAGAAGAAUCAGCUGGAUCUGUCCGACUUCAAGUUUGCCCUCAACCCCGACGCUUUUAGCGGCCAAGUUCCUCAGACCGACGACGAGAAGACCGAGCUCGAGAAGGACGAGAAGGAGGUCCGCGAGGCGUGCGACUAUCUCCGGGACAAUGUCAUUCCAGAGCUCAUCCGCGAGCUCUCCGACUCUGACAUCAGCUUCCCCAUGGACGGACAGUCUCUCAGCCGACUCUUGCACAAGCGGGGCAUCAACGUCAGAUACCUCGGCAAGGUGGCGACCCUCGCUUCGGAUGGCCGCGUGCGCUGCCUGCGCGAGAUUUGCAUUCAGGACAUGGUCUCUCGUGCCUUCAAGCACGUGGCUGCGAUAUAUCUUCGCGCUCUGCCCGUCCCCUUCACGCCUGCGUGCGUGUCUCAUUUGUUGAACUGCCUUCUUGGCCACAAGUUCAACACUAAGCCUAGCGCUGAGGUUGACUCGUCCCUCCGAGAGCUCUAUCCUGAGGCAGACCUUAGCUUCGAGCACGUCACGCCAGAGAGCCUUCGGGAGAGCAUCGAGGAGCAAGUCCUCCAGCGUUUCAGGUACAAGCUGGACGCGGACUGGGCCCAGGAAAUUCGCAGCACGCAGCUCCUCCGCGAGGUCUGCCUGAGGCUCGGCUUCCAGGUCCAGGCCAAGGACUACACCUUUGACAACGCUCAAAAGACUGAAACCCCAGUCGAAGCGGAGGCCGCUUCGGGUCAGACCAAUGGGCAGGUCAACGGUGAGUCCAAGAAGAAGAAGAAGAAGGCUCGCGAUGGCUCGCCCGCCUCUACCGCAUCAGCGACGACAAACACCACGUUCACGCCGGACGAUGUUGUCGAUGUUGUACCUCUGAUCAAGCACUCCUGCCCCCGAAGUGCUCUCGCAGAGGAGGCUCUUGAGGCCGGUCGUCUCUCCAUCAUUCAAAACCAGAAGAAGCUUGGCCAGGAGCUGUUGCUGGAGUCCCUGUCGCUCCAUGAGCAGAUCUACGGAAUUUUGCACCCGGAGGUGGCCAAGGUGUACAACAGCCUGUCCAUGCUGUACUAUCAGCUUGAUGACAAGGAGGCGGCCGUCGAGCUGGCGCGGAAGGCCAUCGUCGUUGCAGAGCGUACUGUCGGUGUUGACUCAGCUGAGACACUGCUCAACUACCUGAACCUGAGCCUGUUCCUGCAUCAGGUCGGAGACAGCAAGGGCGCCCUCACAGCAUCGAAGCAUGCCUUGAUGCUCUGGAAGAUCAUCUACGGCCCUGGCCACCCGGACUCUAUCACGACCAUCAACAAUGCGGCCGUUAUGUUGCAGCAUCUGAAGGCGUACCACGAAUCGAGGCUCUGGUUCGAGGAGUCGCUCCGAGUCUGCGAAUCUGUCUUCGGAAAGCAGUCGGUGAACUCUGCCACGCUCCUGUUCCAGCUCGCCCAGGCUCUGGCGCUUGACCACGACUCCAAGGCCGCAGUGAACCGCAUGCGCGAGUCGUACAACAUCUUCCUCAACGAGCUCGGACCGGAGGACAAGAACACGAAGGAGGCCGAGAGCUGGCUGGAGCAGCUGACGCAGAACGCCGUCUCCAUCGCCAAGCACGCCAAGGAUGUCCAGGCCAGGCGCAUCCGAUCGGGCAUCCGCUUCCCCGCAACUGCUGCGCCGGCCCAGGCUACCACCGGUGGCCCUGCCCAGCGCAUGUCGCCGUCUUCGCAGAUGGACUCCCGCAGCAUUGACGAGCUCAUCAAGUUCAUCGAGGGCGGCGAUCAGAAGUCAGCGUCGUCUAAGAAGCGACCUGGCCGCGGCAACCCGAAGCGCAGGGGCCAGAGCACAAAGGCGUAA